AUAUCGUGUCUAUGUAUUAUAUAAUAGUGGUUGGUUGAAUCUGUCUCUUCGUUUUCCAACUUUAGCGAACAGUUCGCAAGACUCAUAAGAAUGUCUGUUAGUAGAGUAAUUGCACGAAAAUUCUCCUCGUCGGUUGUCACACAGCAAUUAGUGAAGCCUCCAAUUCAAGUUUUUGGGUUAGAAGGCAGAUAUGCAACAGCUCUCUACUCAGCUGCAUCCAAACAAAAAUCUCUUGAUGCGGUGGAAAAAGAUUUGGUUAAUUUCCAGGGUUUCCUGAAAACUGAUACAAAAUUGGUGGACUUCAUAAAAGAUCCUUCGGUAAAACGGAAGGAUAAAAUAGAAGCCUUUAAAGCUAUUGGCAGUAAAAUUGGUACGAAUCCAGUUACAGCGAACCUAUUGACGUUGCUCGCAGAAAAUGGCAGAUUGGGAAAAAUGAACCAAGUUAUUAAUCUAUACAAAUUAAUUAUGGCUGCUAAUAGAGGAGAGGUUGUUUGCGAAAUAAUUACUGCAAAACCGCUAGAUACAGAUAUGAAGAAUAAACUAGAAUCAGCUCUCAAGGGUUUCUUAAAGAAAGGGCAAACUAUUUUGCUUACUACUAAAGUAGAUCCUUCGAUUAUUGGUGGCAUGCUAGUAUCAAUAGGUGAUAAGUAUGUGGACAUGAGUAUUGCUAGCAAAAUCAAAAAGUAUAGCGAUCUUAUCCAAAGUGCAGUGUAAUUGAUUCAGAUAUUUCUCUCUAGUGAGAUAAAUUAAUGAAACAAACUUCAUCACAUAUAACUGUACUUGAAUGUUAUAUGUAAAUUAUUGAAUAGUGAAUAAAAUAUAUAACUUCAAUCUCAAAA
Dinoponera quadriceps is the source of this 839-nucleotide messenger RNA. RefSeq names its product ATP synthase subunit O, mitochondrial (gene ATPsynO). Gene Ontology annotation, biological process: proton motive force-driven mitochondrial ATP synthesis. Lineage: Eukaryota; Metazoa; Arthropoda; Insecta; Hymenoptera; Formicidae. The coding region runs from base 91 to 714 and encodes 207 amino acids. Gene Ontology annotation, molecular function: proton-transporting ATP synthase activity, rotational mechanism. The record is from RefSeq and is a predicted model, not a curated record. The transcript is spliced from 4 exons.